GCGUAAUUGCGUCAUCACUACGAGCCCGGAACCUGCGAGCGACGACGAAGGGGGUCGACAGUUUCCUCUGCACGUCGAGCUAAUUUUCCCCACAUUUCGCCCAAAAAACAACGAUUUAGACGCCAGACAGCCGACGGUUGGAUGUUUAUAUAAGGUGCUUUCUGUCUCUGAGGUCCAGCAGUGCAGCAGGUUGCUAUGGCGUCUCCAGGGAGACAAGGAGGAGGAGGAGGAGGAGGAGGAGGAGGAGCUCUGUCAACGAGAGGAGGCAGCGGGGCCAGGAGGAUGAAGUGGGCUCUGGAGCUGAGCCUGGGCAACACCAGGAGCCGCGGUGACCGACAGGGCGGUCAGGGCGAUGUCGUCUACCCCAUCGGCUACUCAGAGAAACCCGUCCCCGACACCAGCAUCCAGGAGACGGACAAGAACCUGGUGGAGAAGCGCUGCUGGGACGUGGCUCUCGGGCCCCUGAAGCAGAUCCCCAUGAACCUGUUCAUCAUGUACAUGUCAGGAAACACCAUCUCCAUCUUCCCCAUCAUGAUGGUCUGCAUGAUGGCCUGGAGGCCCAUUCAGGCGCUCAUGUCCAUGUCUGCCACCUUCAAGCUGCUGGAGAGCUCCAGUCAGCAGUGGCUCCAGGGCCUCGUCUAUCUGGUCGGUAACCUCCUGGGCUCGGCGUUGGCGAUCUACAAGUGUCAGUCGAUGGGACUGCUCCCAACACACUCGUCCGAUUGGCUGGCUUUCAUAGAACCGCCACAGAGGAUGGAGAUCCUGGGCGGAGGGAUGGUGUUAUGAAGAAGAUGGCGGGUGCACAAACCAGAUUGAAAUAUUUACAGAGGUUAUAUACUGUAUACUGUACAUUCUCCACCCGAGGCCCCUCCAGCUCUUGUCCACAACACAUCCAACCUCUACAGCGACAGUCGCAACAGGAGAGACGUUUGUAAAAUCAGCAGCAGGAUGCACAGCUUUUCUACACAGCCCUCGUCCUACACACACACACACACUUUGUUUGCCUUUGUUGACAGAAACAUUAACGUUACUCCAGCCUGCUGAUCUGCUUCAUGUCUCCGCCUCUGCUCUUCCUCAUUCAUCUCUUUUUGAUUCUUUUAAUAAAGAUUUAAAAUCCGGCAGAGCAUCAUGUUGACCACUGUUGGAACGACUGUACUUUUUUUUUGCCGUUGAAAUUUACAACACGGGUAGAGGUUAUAUGUGAGGUUAUAUCACAACAAGCAGAGUUAGGCCCUUUAUUUUUGGCAGACCAACGUCAUUAAAAAUAAAAAUGUAUCUAUAACUUCUUGAAAUAACAGUUAAUGUUUAAAAUUAAUAGGGAAGAAUGUCUUAUUAAGUUGUGUAGCAGUAGAGUUUUCCUCCUUUUUUCUCCACUCUAGAUUUUCAUUUCUGUUCGUCAGCAUGAUUUCAGCAUGCUCGCCAGCAACAUUGAGUAACCUGUUUUAAUUUAUAGGUCUGUUUAUUUAUACUGAUUUGCUCUAUGAGAAAUGUUCUAUGAAAUAAAUCCUUAUUGGCUGAAUUAAAACGUUUUCAACUGUGUCAAUAAAAUGUGUUGGAUGGAAAAAAA
Acanthopagrus latus (yellowfin seabream) is the source of this 1567-nucleotide messenger RNA. It is a transcript of the gene emc4, whose product is annotated as ER membrane protein complex subunit 4. Gene Ontology annotation, cellular component: EMC complex. The record is from RefSeq and is a predicted model, not a curated record. The transcript has 6 exons. Bases 196 to 786 code for a protein of 196 amino acids. Lineage: Eukaryota; Metazoa; Chordata; Actinopteri; Spariformes; Sparidae. Gene Ontology annotation, biological process: protein folding in endoplasmic reticulum.